CGGACACCUGCUUUAACAAGUGGUUUACAGAUAACUUAGAAUUUAAAGAGAGAUUUUGAUUUACUACUUUAGUUGAGUAGAAAACUGCUUAUCAUAAACAACUGACUAAGUAGGUACCUAUAUAAAAUGAGUUUCGCGGUAAAUAUAGUUUCGUUCAUCGGGAUUCUUUCUGUUCCCACAUUGGCAAUAACACAAAUGAAUACUUGUUCCAAUACAACAGGGAUUUAUCCAAAUGUAACAUACUCAGUAAACUCUUACGUUUGUGAUCGAAGUCCUUGCCUCUGUGUACCUGGCUGUACUUCAAGUUUAAGCGUCGAUUUUCAAGCACCAAAGUAUUUGGAAAAAAUGAGACCUAAAGUUCAUGCAACUUGCUUGAAUGUACAAUUGGACUAUCCCUUAAAUCAAGAUGACGUUUGUGUGGGCUUUACAAAUACGCAGUGUCCGAUUGUGGAAAAAGAGAAAGUUAAUUAUAAAUAUAAUUUGAAUAUAGGGACAAUAUUUCCAGAGGUAACGGUCACUCUAAGAUUUUCAUUCAUAGACGAGGACACGGCCCCGAACACCGAAGUUUUGUGUUUUGAGUUCGAUAUAAUUAUUAAGAAAACUGAGUGUCCGGCUUGAAAAUGAGAGCUGAAAGCUGGAUACUUUACACUGUGAUUUACAAAGCCCGUGCAUUAGAAGUUUUCCAGAUUGCACAUACCUAUAAUAUAUACAUGCCUUUUUUAUUUUUUUUAUUAUUGUGCUUAUUGCUUAUUUAUUAAAAUAUAUGAAGGUAUAACGGGUCUUUCCCACUCAACUGAA
Molecule: messenger RNA, 798 nt
Organism: Ceutorhynchus assimilis (cabbage seed weevil)
Lineage: Eukaryota; Metazoa; Arthropoda; Insecta; Coleoptera; Curculionidae
Source: the annotation of a GenBank genome assembly